GCAGCGACUGAGACGCGGGUGCUGCCGGGGGGAGGCGACACUGGUCAAGGCGUGAGGCGGCCAGAGAUGAAGCCGCCUAUUUCAAUACAAGCAAGUGAGUUUGACUCCUCAGAUGAAGAGCCUAUUGAAGAUGAACAGACUCCAAUUCAGAUAUCAUGGCUACCUCUGUCACAAGUGAAUUGUUCUCAGUUUCUUGGUUUAUGUGCUCUGCCAGGUUGUAAAUUUAAAGAUGUUAGAAGAAAUAUUCAAAAAGAUACAGAAGAACUAAAGAGCUAUGGUAUACAAGACAUAUUUGUUUUCUGCACCAGAGGGGAACUGUCAAAAUAUAGAGUCCCAAACCUCUUGGACCUCUACCAGCAGUAUGGAAUUAUCACUCAUCACCAUCCAAUCCCAGAUGGAGGGACUCCUGACAUAGCCAGCUGCUGUGACAUAAUGGAGGAGCUUGCAAUCUGUCUCAAAAAUAACCGAAAAACCUUAAUACACUGUUAUGGAGGACUUGGGAGAUCUUGUCUUGUAGCCGCUUGUCUCCUUCUAUACCUGUCUGACACAGUGUCACCUCAGCAAGCCAUAGACAGCCUGAGAGAUGUAAGAGGAUCCGGGGCAAUACAGACCAUAAAGCAAUAUAAUUAUCUUCAUGACUUCCGGGAUAAACUAGCUGCAUAUCUAUCAUCAAGAGAUUCACUAUCAAGAUCUGUGUCAAGAUAAAGAGUUUCAAAUAGCAUAUAUGCGACCAUGUCUGAAAUUUGAAUACUCUAGCAUAAUUUGUGUUGAAACCAAACUACUUGCGUUAUCAACUUCAAUGUAAAUGUAUAUAUGCAGAUAUCCCUAAAGCUUUUAUUGACAAAAUUCAUUGUGUCUCUUUCACUCAUAACAUAUGACAGAAAAUUUGGUAUACGGUUUUCCUUUUAGAAAUGCACUGGCUGCUCUUGUAUACUUUACCUAUUCUAGGUGGGUAAACAUACAAAUCUUAUUAUUUACAUGUUUGCCUCAUUUUACUACUGGUAACUAUGAGUUGGCAUAUGACAUUUUAAGUAUGAAGUUUUUGUAUGAAUAUUCACGCUGAACUUUUAAGUAACUUUCAUCCUCUAUUCCUCCUGAAAUUCUUUCAUUGUUUUUUCUACUACAUAGACUUAUAGAAUAAAAGAUCCUGUGAGUCUUCUAGUCACCUCCCACCCUGCACUGGAUCAAUUCCAACAGGUGUUUAUCCCACAUCUGCUGGAACUUUUUCAGAGAGGAGGAAUUCAUUGGUUCAGACAACUGCUCCAUUUUUACAGCAUUCAUUUUUCUACCCUAAACACUACACAGAAUGAACUUUAAUCCUUUCACUCUUACAAAGUAUUUGGUUACAGAUUAAUAAUCUCUAAUUUUCCUAUUCCUUCACCUCACGCUAUACUACUGAAACAUUUUGUCUUGAAGUUCAACUUUGAGUUAUUCAAAACAAUUAUUUGGGUUUUAAACAAGGAUUGUCUGGGUCAAAGCCACCAGAUAUUGGUGGUUGCAGUACCACAUCCAUAUGUAGGUCCAUGGCUUUCUUGGCCAUGAUUCACAAAGGUGAAUCAAUGGUCAUUGGCUACUACCAACUCACAGGCACUUCCACAAAAGAGAGUCUCAUCACAGCAAAAUUUAAAUUAAUCAUAAGAUGCGGAAAAUUCUUCCUUUGUCUCACACUGUUCUUGCUGAUGAACUACUUGAAUUUCAUUAAGAAAAACUCCAAAACAAUUACUAGUACUGUUUGGGGACUUCAGAUAAGAGCACAGAAUGUUCUAUAAUACAAAAUCAAUAUUUUAAUACUUUGAUAUGUGCACACUGCUUCUAGAACUUAAGAUUUUAUCAGAAUACUAAGGAAGAUGGGAGUAUCAGCUAUCCUGCCAGUAUUUAAUGUUUAACCUAGGGAUUUCUUAUCUCAGAUCAUAAAUGCCAAAAAUUAUGGCUAAAGCAGUUUUUAUUUAUUUGUUUGCUUAAGAGUACAGGCUGCAACCAUAGAUUGGCCUUCAUGAUUUUUCCAUAUAACCAAGUACAAUUUAAAAUCACAAUACCUGUGAAACUUUAGUCACUAUAUGUAACUGACAUUUACAAAUCUAAUAUUACCAAUCUCCCCAUAUAAAUACAGAACUUACUCAUGAAUACCAGGGAAAAUAUUGACAUGGAUUAAUCAAAUCCUUUAAUAAUCAAUUGAAUUUUCAAAGUGCAUGCAUCUCAAUUUCCAUAACUGCAUAUUAAGCCUUCUAUAUUCAAAAUGCUUGAUUAAACUAUUUCAAAGCCAAGUAUACAAGAAAACAUCUAAUUAUUCCACAACAAAGAAACAUGGCAUGACACUAUUCUGAAAUAAAAUUGUCCAGAUAAAUUUAAUAACAUGUAAUUCCAGUAUUCUAGGAGAAGUAUUUUCUCUGCCUGAACUGUGUCCCCCCAAACAAUGGGUGGGAGAGGUGGACACAACAGAUUCAAUCAUUAUCCAUAAAUUACACAAAGAAAUAUUUGAGACUGUUUUUAUUAAAUGUACAAAAGCAAAAUAACCAGCUCUAAGGAGUAAAGUAGGGCUACUUAAGAGUAUUUUCUUUGGACAGUGAUACAGCACCACCAAGCUUAAGAUUUUAACAAAUCAUGAGUAGAGAUAGCUAAUCACAUUUAAUGUUUCUCUUAGUAGUUUUAGGGUUUAUAUAAUAAUCCAUUUAAGAAACUUCUCCAGAAUACAUAAACAUGAUAACCAAAGAAAUUUUAAUAUUUAGAAAAAGCAUUGUACAAUAUAAUCAACAUGAGAGAUGCAAUUCAUUCCUUUACAAGUCAAGAUGUCUUCCAUCUUUUUUACAAUGUGCACUAAGAAAAUUAAUGCAGAACAAAACCCUCACUCCAACCCUACUAAUUGAUAUCCUUACGUGGUUAAUACUGUUUUCCAAAACAAGAAGUUUUUUACUUCUUUUAGACACUUAUCUUUAGAACUCUGAAUGUUAGUCAAAGUAAAAUUGCUGUAAGAAAUAUAGUCAAUAUAUCUAGAAAUAGAACCACGUUUUUUUCUUUUGUCAUCACUCUGAGGUAUUAGUUCAGAGCCAUCUCCUAAGUUAUAUUACUAGUACCACAGACUUUGAUGGGUUUGAGCAGAAGAACUUAAAAUUAUGAGACUAUCAAUAAAUAGUUUUCAGAAAGGAUGAACAUGAGUACUUCUAUGAACAAUGCUAGACAAGGUACCAAUAUUUUUCUUUCCUCUCCAAAAUGAGGGAAAUUGUUUUCAAAUAUUUGUCAUCAAAAUUUCUGACUUACAAUUAUACAACCGAUUAAUAAAAGAUACUUGUGGAGGUUAAAUGAUAUAAUUGGAUGUAUACCUUUUAAUAUAAAUCAUUAUUUGAAUGGGCUUCAUAUAUCAUAGUGUUGUGAUAUAUUCACACCUUUAACAAAAGCUCACCCAUGCAGGGUAGAAAAAGAUACGCAGAUGUCAUUAGUUACUCCAUGGCAAUGAUAUUCCAUGAACACUCACUACUCAUAAAUAUAUAAUUAGAGAAAUGUUAUACAAAGAGAAGUAUUUGCCACAUAGUUUUAUUUCCUUUCUAUGCAAGUAUUAGACAUACCUUCAAAGUAUGUGGAUUUAGGGAACAGAGAAGAGCUCUGUAAGCUAUUAGCAUAAAUGGUCCUCAAGUUGAAAAACACAAAACAAACUUUCAAACAGGAUCAUGCAGCAAACCACCCUGUACUUUGUUGCCUGAGAAGAGAUCAUUAUCACAAAUGUUUUACUAGUACUCAAAUAUAAUUUAAGAGAGAUUUGUCUGGUCAUUUCCGAUUACUUUCCCUUCCCAUUAAAAAUAACUCAAACUUCUCAUUAGCAGUCUGUCUAUGGCCUGGGGCAAAACUCUCCUUUACCCUGCAAUGAGGAGUGAGGGGGAUCAGUUAAGCAUUGUGAAAACCAUCAAAUGUCAUUAAUAGCAUUUAGAUACAGGUAUUCAAUAGUUCUACCCCUACAUCUACUCGGUACUAAAGUGACCUAUUACCAUAAUAUAGUAUUACUCAACAGAAUAACUGCUAAACAGACUACAUUUAUAACCCUUUCAGGAGAAUCUGUAGUAUCCAUAGCAACAAAGAGGUGUUGGUAAUAGCUAUAAAUGUAGUUAUACUAGAUGCAAUAAAAUAGUGCAAAUGGGGAAAAUGCUUUGUGAGAGCUACAAAGCUCAAAAAGAUAAAAUGAAGCAUAUAAUAUCAAAAGUAAUUGUAACAAGGAAAAAAUUAAAAGAGUAAGCAUUUUAUGUAAACUGGAAAGAUUACAAAUCCAGGCUAACUAUGCCUCAGCUGAAACUACAGAAACAACAGAAAUAAGGCUAGGGCCCUCCCAAACAGAGAAGAGAGCAAAUCCAAUUCAGAGCAAGGAAAUGAGCCAAUAAAAUACUGUCAG
This is a messenger RNA of Sciurus carolinensis (gray squirrel), 4375 nucleotides long. RefSeq names its product cyclin dependent kinase inhibitor 3 (gene Cdkn3). Bases 67 to 705 code for a protein of 212 amino acids. Gene Ontology annotation, molecular function: protein tyrosine phosphatase activity. The record is from RefSeq and is a predicted model, not a curated record. Gene Ontology annotation, cellular component: nucleus. The transcript is spliced from 8 exons. NCBI's taxonomy places the organism in Eukaryota, Metazoa, Chordata, Mammalia, Rodentia, Sciuridae. Gene Ontology annotation, biological process: protein dephosphorylation.